AUGUCUCAUUUCAAAGGCUCAUCGAGAAUGGGCUCUGGUUCAUCACCGUUUUCUGCCGAUGCAGCAACCAGGUUCAAAGUCGCCCAUCAGCGGGUGUCGCUUGACAUUGACUUGUCAACACACUCCAUAUCUGGAUCCUGCGAGAUUAUUAUCAUACCAUUGAGUGAUCGACUGGAAUUCGUGUCUUUUGAUUGCAAAAACCUUUUGAUUGAUGGCGUCAUUGUUGAGGGUCGGCGCUGCGACAACUUCUAUCAUGACGAUCCUUUCAGGACGCAAGCAGAACUUUUCCAGUCGGGCGAUCUGUCCGAAACUGUUCUGUAUCGCGACAACUCCGUCGAGCAGUCACAGUUCCUGCGUAGCAAGUUCAGUGAUCUGGCGGACGCUUCGCAACACUCAGACUCGAAUCGCUCUCAACUCACCAUAAAGAUUCCCUCUUCCGUGAAGAUCACUUUACAGGAUCCCAACUCUCUCACUUUCUUCACACCUGUAACGCCUUCAAUUCGCACGCCCGCCCAGGACGCUAUUUUCUCGCCCAUUAAUAUAAAGAUCAAUUACCAUUUUCGAAAUCCUUUCGGCGGCGUGCUUUUUGACACAACAAGGGAGCAACCGUCCUGGAAUGCAUUUACUUCCAACUCAGAACUAUGCUGCAGUGCUUCUCAAUGGAUGCCAUGUGUUGACGCAUUGGAGGAAAAAUGCACUUGGGAAUUGGACUUUAGCAUACCCAAGACUGUGCGGGACAUAGGCGUGACAAAGGUUGUUGGAGUGCAACAAAGCAAGAGGCGAAGGCGGGACACGCAUGCCUCAGAUGACGAAGAAGACGAAGAAGAAGAAGAUGCAGAAGAAGAAGAAGAAGAAGAGGAUAACCCAAUGAAUCGAGAUAUGGUAGUCUGCUGCUCGGAGUUCACCUCGAGUAAAGAAGCUCCUCAUCCAACCGAUUUGUCCCGAAAAGUUGUGUCUUUUCAACUCUUCAACCCAGUUGCGCCUCAUCAUAUAGGGUGGGCGGUCGGAGCAUUUCAAAAGUAUACUCUUCCCAGGGUAAGCAUUCCGGAAGAGCAGGAGGAAGACCCAGAUGAAUUGAGAGCAGAAGGCGAAAUUCCAGACGAAACCGAGGGAGAUGAUGUUCCGGUUCAAGUCUACGUGCUACCAGGUCCUGGCAUUGACGAUAGAACGGUGUUAAAUACCACACUUGUUUGCCAGGAGGUCAUCGACUUUUACGCCAAGGAGUUUGGCUCUUAUCCUUUUACCUGUUAUUCCAUUCUAUUCCUCGCAUCUCUUCCAGAGAAGAGCAUGAAUUUUGCCAGUUUGACUCUCUGUAAUACUAGAGUUUUGUAUCCUCCAGAGGUUAUCGACUCUAUGUUUGCAUCCACGGAUAUUUUGGCAUGGGCUUUGGCAUCUCAAUGGUCUGAAAUCAACAUAACACCAGCAGAGCCAAACGAUUUCUGGUGUUGCCUCGGUAUGUCAGGUUUUAUGGUUCUGAACUUUCUAAAGAAACUGAUGGGACAAAAUGAAUUCAAAUACCGGAUAAAAACCCAAUCAGAGGCAAUAGUCGAUCAGGACUGGGAGCGACCACCGAUGGCAGAAACCUUUUCUGAUUCUUCUAAGCCGAUCUCUUCUUUGUCUAAAGACUUUGACUUUAUCAAACUGAAAGCACCUGUGGUAUUAUUCAUACUCGACCGUCGAAUGACGAAAACGGAGCGGUCUUUUGGAAUGUCGCGGGUUUUGCCAAAAAUCUUUUUACAAGCCAUGUCAGGGGACUUGCCGAACAACACUCUAUCGACAGCGCACUUCCAGCAUCUCUGCGAGCGUGUCAAUAGAAACAAACUAGAAAAUUUCUUCAGGGAAUGGGUUUACGGAUCUGGUGUGCCCAUUUUCCAGAUAACACAGCGUUUCAAUAAGAAAAGAAUGGUUGUUGAAAUGGGGGUUAGGCAAUGUCAAGCUCAAGAACUUGGGCGCGACAAAACAGUGGGUCCCGAUGGAUUUCAUGCGAGCGCCCUCAACCAUAUGGACCAUUGUGAAAAAAAUAUGACAUCAGUUUUUACAGGCUCCAUGACGAUAAGAAUUCAUGAGGCCGAUGGAACACCAUACGAGCAUAUCGUAGAGCUUAAAGAUGCAUUUACUAAAUUGGAUAUUCAAUACAACACCAAAUACAAAAGACUCAAAAGAAGGAGGAAAAUGAAUAAGUCGGCCAAGCAUGAAGCUAAAGAUGCGACGCCUUUCGAUGGAAGCGAAAAUCUAGCCGAGGACGAUAACGAAGAAAUCGUGUUCGUAAAUUGUUUGGGUGACGUUCUCACGACUCCAAAGGACUGCAAAUCUUGGAACUUAACGGAUCCCUUAUCAACAAGCGAAGAGGAUGAAUUCCAGCAGCAGAAUGAGGCUUUUGAGUGGAUAAGAAUUGACGCCGACUUUGAGUGGAUUUGCAAAAUUCAAAUUAAUCAACCAGAUUAUAUGUUCGCAUCGCAGUUACAGCAGGAUCGAGAUGUUGAAGCUCAAAUUGAUAGCAUUCGAUUUUUUGAGGAAGUUAUCACAAGUGCCAACUCUAAUUCGCGUGUCUACUCUUCGAUUUUGACUAGAACGGUCUUGGACGACAGGUAUUUCUAUGGAGUUCGAGUUGAAGCUUGCAGAGCGCUAUCUCGAUUCAUGAUGAAGGAUUAUGACGAUAAAAGCUUCAAGGGCGGCGCAUGGCAUCUGAUUAUGAUAUUUCGCCAUUAUUUCUGUCACGAUAGUUCCAACAUCCCUCUGAAUAAUAAUUUCUCAAAAUUUUCUUCAUAUUUUCUGCAGAAAUCCAUUCCAACUUUUUUGUCGCAAGUGAAGACAGAGAACGGGACUUGCCCUCAUUUUGUCAAAUCCUUUUUGUUGGACAUCUUGCGCUACAAUGAAAAUUCAGAAAAUGCUUACAAUGACACUUUCUAUGUCGUAACCUUAAUUACGAGUCUGGUUGACAGCUGCAUUCAAGACACGAAUGAUAAGCAAUUUGUUAAAGAGCUCAUGCAAGAGCUGAGAAGAUUUGAAAAUCUUGAUCGUUGGAUUCCGUCGUAUCAGUUCUUGGUGACAAAAUGCAUCAUUUGGGAGUAUGUACGGUUAGCUGUUGAAGGGCUCUGUGAAUUUCCAGAUGUACCGACCAUUCUGCGAUAUGCAAUGAUGGAAGAGGGUGAUUGGUCCGACAAAAGCGGGCGUCUUAGAGAAGGACUCCAGGACUUGGUUUUGAUGUCCUUCAAGGCUGUUCUUAUUGAUGGAGGGAUCAAGAAUCAAGAGGCAUUAAAAUUGUUCUUCGAAUUCUUCUGUUUCCAUACUGACCCAUAUAUCAGAAUUAAAACCGUCGACGUCCUGAUAGAUGCGGUGAACUUUAUUGCUGUGAAGGGUUACCUCGAAGAGUUGGACGAUGACCUUGAAGGAAUGAAAAAAACUUUCGAGAGCUUACCCACAGGUGAUAUUCAUGACACUGGAACUUCGAACAUUGUUCUCGAUGACUCCACUGCAAGUAUUAGAGAGCGACGUGACGUCCAAUUGAGGGCAAGUAUUAUUGGUCUCAUAACAUUGUUACGUCGCAAAUUUGAAAAUUAUGAGCCCCUAAAGGCUAUAUUAUGGAGUGUGUUAAACUCACCUAUCGUAGGCAUUUACCAGAAGAAGCGCUUGAUGGAUUUGAUAAGAGUUCUGUAUCAGUUGCGAGAAUCAUUCUUAGCAUCACUUCCAACUCCGAGGGCUAAGAAGCUUGUCGCCAAAAUAACAUCCAACGGAAUUGUGAAAAUCAAAAGGGAGGGAAUCCUUAAAGUCCACUUGGCUCCUAAGAUCAAAUUGAACAGCAAGUCAAGUUCAAACAAGGUCAAAAUUAGCCUUGCUUCCAGAAGAAUGACACCUUCUGCAGAAAAUCGCAAAGACUCUGCGGUUACUCAAUCACCAUCGAAAAAAUCAAAAUAUUCUAAAGGAGGUAUCUUCAGGUUGGGAUCAAUGCCUCUAAGGUUCGUUAGAAUUUCUUCCACUGAAAAGAAAAUUGACAUCUCUGCCACUUAUUUCAACAAAAACGUUGAGAUUUUACGCGCCAAUGCCCGGUCUCUCAGGAUCAGGAUCAAGACUCAACCCAAAACCGAAAAACCGUAA
Lachancea mirantina is the source of this 4095-nucleotide messenger RNA. The record is from the annotation of a GenBank genome assembly. NCBI's taxonomy places the organism in Eukaryota, Fungi, Ascomycota, Saccharomycetes, Saccharomycetales, Saccharomycetaceae.